Molecule: messenger RNA, 4153 nt
Organism: Lycium barbarum (goji berry)
Lineage: Eukaryota; Viridiplantae; Streptophyta; Magnoliopsida; Solanales; Solanaceae
Exons: 5
Coding region: 353-2353 (666 amino acids)
Source: RefSeq, a predicted model, not a curated record
CCCUCUAAUUAUUGAUCUCCAAAACGUGUUUCAAGGAAAUGGGUCAAUUGGAUCCUUUACGAUAGAAAGUGAUCCUGCAAAAAUAUUUUGUGGUAUUUUCAAAUUUUUUAUGUGUAAAAAUAAAUAUAAACUAAAGAUUUGUUAAAGAGCUGGAUAUCAGUUCUCAAAAGUUCCCACGCUGUUGAUUCUCCUUUAAAUACCCACAAUAUCCAUCAUCUCAAACACACUAACAUACUUCAAUUUCCCACGUUAUCACCAUAUAUCCUUUUCUUUUUCCAUUUUCUGCUCUUAUAAGUUUUGUAACGUGGAAUUUGAGCAGCACAUAUUGAGAGAAAACAUAAGUGGCCAAAGCAUGAACCACAAGAAGAUCUACAAUCUUGAAACUACAUCUAGUAGUACUUCUUCUGUUGCUUCACAUGAAGAUUUGAGGAGUAGAAUUGAGUCAUUUCAUGCGCGAGAGAGCGGUAUUUCUAAGAGUGCGUCUGCAGAAAAGAAACUCUCAUGGCUGCGUUCUCAGAUCAUUGGUGCAGAUGUCGAUUUUGAGACACCCUUUGGGAAACGUAGGCUCACUUAUGCUGAUCAUACUGCAUCUGGAAGAUGCCUUCACUUCAUUGAAAACUACAUCAUUAAUAAUGUCCUUCCUUUCUAUGGCAACAGUCAUACUAGCGACAGUUACGUGGGAUACCAGACUACAAAAUUGGUGCAUGACGCAGCAGCUUACGUGAAGAAAUGCUUAGGGGGAGGAGAAAAAGAUGCAAUUAUAUUCUGUGGUUCUGGCUCUACUGCUGCCAUUAAAAGGCUUCAAGAAGUCAUGGGGAUUUCAGUCCCUUCUAUCCUAAGAGAAAAAGUACUCUCAAAAUGCUUCCCCAAAGAAACCAAAGAAAGAUGGGUAGUCUUUGUUGGACCUUAUGAGCAUCACUCAAACAUCCUUUCAUGGAGACAAAGUUUGGCAGAGGUUGUGGAGAUUGGUUUGGAUGAUAAUGGCUUAGUAGAUAUGGAAGCCUUGAGGGUUCAGCUUGAGUACUACAAGUCUACAAAUAGGCCACUGUUGGGCUCAUUCUCAGCUUGUAGUAAUGUCACCGGAACUUACUCAGAUACAAGAGCCAUUGCUCGUCUUCUUCACAAAAAUGGAGCCUUUGCUUGCUUUGAUUUCGCGUCAAGUGCUCCUUAUGCAAAAAUAGAUAUGAGUUCAGGAGAAAUUGAUGGGUAUGAUGCUGUUUUCCUUAGUCCCCACAAGUUUCUUGGAGGGCCAGGGACGCCUGGAGUCCUUCUAAUGAACAAGGCACUCUACCGGUUGAGAACUUCACCUCCAUCAACUUGUGGUGGAGGGACUGUUGAUUUUGUCAACCCCUUUAAUGAAAAGGAUACAAUCUAUGUGAAGAACAUUGAAGAAAGGGAGGAUGCAGGAACACCUCCAAUCAUCCAGAAAGUGAGAAUAGCUCUUGCAUUUUGGGUGAAAGAGUUCAUAAGUCACAAAGUAAUUGAAAGAAUGGAGGACACCUACAUUGAGAUUGCACUACAAAGGCUUCUCCAAAACCCUAACAUAUGGGUUUUGGGAAAUGUAACAGCCAAGAGACAAGCUGUGCUUUCUUUUCUCAUCUAUACCACCACUUACUCUUCAUCAAGUGAUAGUAAUGGUGAGGAAAGCGAGCUUGACCUAUGGACAGAAACAGGGAUCAAAAGAGAUAAGCCUCUUCAUGGUCCUUUCGUUGCUAAGCUGCUUAAUGACCUAUUUGGUAUUCAAGCUAGAGGAGGAUGUGCUUGUGCGGGACCCUAUGGGCAUAGCUUGCUCAAGGUUGAUGAACCUCAUUCUCUUGCCUUCAGAGAUGCAAUUGAAAUGGGCUAUACUGGAGUGAAGCCUGGAUGGACAAGGGUCAGCUUCCCCUACUACAUGUCCAAGGAAGAAUUUGAGUUCAUUCUAGCAGCAUUAGAAUUCAUAUCUAUGUAUGGACAAAGGUUCCUCCCUUUGUAUCAUUUCAAUUGGAGGAGUGGUGCCUGGACUUUCAAGAAAAAAGAUUUCAAUUGCAACUUUUGCUGCUCACAAAUGAUGAAGGUAUUGAACACAGGUUGCCAGGUCACAAAAGAAAACAACCAUGGAAGAGGAAGCACUACCAGAGAAGUUCUUGUUUACAAGUAUGUAAAGUACCUUGAGAAAGCCAAGCGCAUCGCUAAAGGUUGCUAUGACAAAAAAGAAAACAACCAUGGAAGAGUAAGCACUACCAAAGGUCUUGUUUACAAGUAUGUAAAGUACCUUGAGACGGCCAAGCGCAUUGCUAGCCUCCUUCACAAGUUCCCACCUCGACGGCCGAUACCUAAAGAAAUAGACCCCGAUCUUGUACCCUUUAGAGUCUGAAGAGCAUUAGUUUGUUCUGAUCCUUCACCAAUAUGAUCAUACGCUUGUCCAGUGAGGUGCCAAAGAAGGUCUUGUUUACAAGUAUGUAAUACCUUGAGAAAGCCAAGCGCAUCGCCAGUGUUAUCAAAAGCGAAAAGCGCAAAAAAGCUCUAUGGUCAGCUGGGGCUUUAAGUGCAAAACGCAAAUAAACCGGGGGCUUUGCUGGCGCAAAAAUACAAAUAUAUAUAUACUGUGUGUGUGUGUGUUUAGUCCAAGACUAACAAUAAUACGCAUGAAUAAUAAAUAUAUGGACAAAGAAAUCGUAAAAAUAUUACGAUAAAGUGAAAUAUCAAUUAUCUAGUGUCAUCUCUUCAAAAGAGGUUAAUUGGCAAGGAUCAAUAUGUCUUAGAGCCUUGAUGAUGACACCUGAAACGCACAUAAAGCGAGGUGAACCGUUCAACAUGUUUUGAGCCUCGCUUCAGGGCUUAAGCGCGCUUUAAGCGCCCCCUGACAACACUACGCAUCGCUAUAGGUUGCCAUGACACAAAAGAAAACAACCAUGGAAGAGGAAGCACUACCAAAGGUCUUGUUUACAAGUAUGUAAGGUACCUUGAGACAGCCAAGCGCAUUGCUAGCCUUCUUCACAAGUUCCCACGUCGACGGCCGAAACCUAAAGAAGUAGACCCCAAUCUUGUACCCUCAGAGUCUGAAGAGCAUUAUUUUGUUCUGAUCCUUCUCCAAUAUGAUCAUACACUUGUCCAGUGCCUGGGGUCUGGAGAGGGUAGAGUGUACGCAGAGUCGCAGACCUUAACCCUACCUCGUGGAGAUAGAAAGACUGUUCCCGAAAGACCCUCGGCUCGAGUGACAUUUCAUAAAUAUUCUGUUAAAGGAAAAUCAAAAUAACGGUUCUGGUCAUAUGAAUUAUUAGUUUAACACAACUAUAACAAUGUGUUACUGUUGCAGAUCAACUUAGUAUAUUUGAUCUUCAAUUAAAUCAAAUUUGCAGCUUCAAUCCAAUCAUUGAUCAACAAAAAUGAAUAUGAGUUCUGUUAAAAGUCAAUGUUUCCUCUUGCAACUACUCAUUAGCACUUCUAUCAAAAAGAACAUGAAGAUCAACCCAUUGGAAAAAGAACAAAGACAGCUUUUCAAAUGAAACAGAGAGGAAGAAGUACAACUUGAUGUUGUUUCAAAUGGCUAUGUUGUCAUAUCUUCAGAGUUACUCCAACAAUAGCUCCUAAAAGUUUUGCUACACUAUCAAAACUCUUGACUCGGAAGAAGUUUUUGCAUCUAGUAAUGCGCAAUUGCUACCUAAUUUUUACGUGCACAACCUGUAAACAAGUUUGGUGAAUCCCAGAACAGCUUCAAAUAAACAUUAAAAGCAAAAUUCUUCUGGAAUGGACUCCGGUGCAAACGAAAUUUGAUACAGGAACACUUCUUUGCAGCUUCAAUCCAAUCAUUGAUAGACAAAAAUAGAACAUUAGUUUUGUUAAAUGUCAAUUUUGUGACUACUCAUUAGCAAUUCGACCGACACAACAUGAAGAUUAAACCACGGGUAAUAGAUCAAGUACAGCUUUCAAAUGAAACAGAGAGGAAAAAUUACAACUUGAUGUUGUUUCAAAUGGCUACCAAUUUCGUACAUGCACAACCCGCAAACAAAGUUGGUGAAGCCCAAAAUCUCUCCAAUUAAUUUUAUUUAUUUUUAAAAUCCGGUGCAAACGAAAUUUGAUUGUGGUACACUAAUUUAGUUUACAAUUUAAUUUGCCAUUCAGAGAAAAAAAUUACAGUUACCAGUUAGAUUGUUGGAGGUGAUGCAAGGAGCUU